GCUUAAGUUCUGCUGAACGCAGGCGUGUCGCGGGGAAUUCUCUAAAGUAGCAGUAAAGUACCUAAUAUUAGCAACUUAUAUUUUUCUCGGCUGAUUAGCGCACGUUACACGGCGAGGCAGCGGGUCUCUAUAAGGAAGCGGAGGCUCGUCGUCACGUCAUUCGGCAGGAAACGGUCUUUCCUCCCGGAGAGCUGCGCUCUUUUCCGCUGGCUCAAUGCGCCUCUCCGUCCAGAACCCGCGGAAGCCAGCCAGAAGGAAAAAUGCCUCCUUCUCCAGCGGACAGACGCUCUCUGCGGCUCUUAGCGGCGGCUCUCGCCGUGUUUCUAACGGCUCUCCAAGCGCGCACGGCCGGUGCGCUCCAGAUCCAACAGGCGUUCGCGUCUCCCAGCCGCACCAAUAACUUCGUGGUGGACGCGGUGUCGCGUCGCGUUUACCUGGCCGCGGUCAACACCCUGUACCAGCUGAACUCCACGCUCGCCAGGGAGGUGGAGACGCGCACGGGACCGGUGCUGGACAACCCGCUGUGCCACGCGCCGCAGCUGCCGCAGGCGACGUGCGAGCACCAGAAGACGCUCACCGACAACCACAACAAGCUGCUGACGCUGGACCGCACGCAGGGCGUGCUGCUGGCCUGCGGAUCGGUGUUCCAGGGCUUCUGCGAGCUGCGCGCCAUGGACGACGCGUCGCGGCUGGCCGUCAGGUUCCCGCAGGACGGCGCCACCGUGUUCCCCAGCAUGCUCAACAUCGCGGCCAACCACGAGAACGCGAGCACCGUGGGGCUCGUCUUCCGGAGUCACGGCGGCGCGGCGCGGCUGCUGGUGGCAGCGACCUACACGGGCAUGGGGAGCGAGUAUUUCCCCAAGAACCACAGCAAAGAGGACCUGCGCUUCGAGAACACGCCCGAGAUCGCCAUCCGCUCGCUGGACAUCGCGGACCUCGGCCGGCUUUUCACCUACGACAUAAACCCCUCCGAGGACAACGUGUUCAAGAUCAAGCAGGAGGUCAAGCAGAAGAACAAGCUCAGCUUCGUGCACGCCUUCGUGCACAAGAGCUACUCGUACAUCGCCAUCAACAACGACGCGAACGCGGGUGUGAAGGAGAGCCAGCCCAACAGCAUCCUGGCGCGCAUCUGUCUGGACACGGACGCACCGCGCAGGUCCGCAGAGAGCCGCAAGCUCACCGAGUCCUACAUCCAGAUGGGCCUCCAGUGCGGCUCCAGCGGGAACAUCUACAGCCGCCUGCUCUCCAUCUACCCCGCGGACAUCAGCAGCGGCGGCGCAGCGGGCGCGGAGCCCCAUCUGUUCGGGGUGUUCGCCCAGGCGGGCGGCCGGGCGGCCGUGUGCGCCUUCCGUGUGCUGGAGGUGGAGGAGAGGAUCCGCCAGGGCCGCCGCAACUGCUCCAGCGGGCCCAACAGCAACGUGCAGGUGCUGGACAGCGUCAUCCAGGGCUCCGGGGCCGAGUGCGAGCAUAAGGGGGCCAUCAAGCUUCAGGAGGAGCAGCUGAACUGUGGGGCCGCUCACCUGCAGCACCCGCUGGCCCUGAGGAGGCCCCUGAGGGCCCGACCCAUCUAUGAGGCCCCGGGCCUCAGCUCUAUUGCCGUGGACAACGUCCACAACUGCACCGUCAUGUUCCUGGGGACCAGCAGGGGCCGACUGCGAAAGCUGUCUCUGCUGGCUAACCUGUCCGUGGCUAAUCAGUGGUCACUAAAACUCGCCUCUAAUGAACCUGUUCACCACAUCAUGACCUUUGACCCCAGCGACCACAACUACCUGUACCUGAUGACCACACACAACCUCCUGCGUGUUCAGGUGUCUGCAUGUGGACAGUACAGCUCCUGCAGUGAGUGUGUGAGCGCCGGCGAUGCCCACUGCGGCUGGUGCACACUGGAGAGAAGGUGCUCGGUCCAGAAGAACUGCUCCAGCGGGACUCUGGGCCGCUCGUGGAUCAGCACAGGGGACGGAGCCCAGCAGUGUCCCUCCAUGACCAUCACACCCUCAGAGAUCAGCCGCUCCGCUCACAUGAGGAACGUUGGGAUCCUGAUAGAUGGCAGUGUGCCGGAUCUGCAGGGUCUGCAGGUGGAGUGUGAUUAUGGCGUGGGAAUCACCACAAACGCCACCGUACAUCUGGACUACAGCACAACCCAGAUCCAGACCUGCCCUCUGCUGCCCCUUCACAUGUAUCCCACAAUCCCCUUUGGCACAGAUCACAUCACCGUCCCCAUGGCCAUCAGGGUUAAUGGUGUUUCUGUGGUUUCUGGAAAUUUCACCAUUUAUGAGUGUGAACGAACUGGAGAAAUCCACUUCAAAACUGCGUGCACGAGCUGUCUGAGCACGGCCUGGCACUGUUACUGGGACCUGCAGCUCAAUCGGUGUGUUUCCAGCAAAGAAAGCACUCCACGUGUCCUUCUGGAGAAUUCCUCGUUCUGUCCCAGUAUGCUGGCCGAUGAUGUUCCUCCACUGCCCUCUGGAAACACUCAUGUCUUCUCCCUGGAGCUCAAGAACAUAGACCAUGGCGCUGAGCUGGACUGUGAUUUGGGCGAUGGGCAGCUUUACAGAGCUCAGUGGCUGGACGGACUGGCGGUGAACUGCAGUGGAGUGACCCUAAAAACUACAAUGUGGAGCAAGAAAUUCCAACUGAAUCUGCGGAGAAGAGGAACCAGCACAUAUAUAGACAGUCCAGAGCCAAUGACAGUGGAGGUGUAUAGCUGCAGCGCGGGCGACAGCGACUGCUCUCAGUGUUGGGGCCGUCAGACGCAGGGCCACAUGUGUGUCUGGUGUGAAAACAGCUGUCAGCAGCGGGAUCAGUGCCACGCCAUCACCACACGCUGCCCAGACCCACACAUACAGAAGGUCGAGCCGCUGUCGGGGCCGCUGACCGGCGGGACACUGCUCACGGUGCAGGGCAGGAACCUCGGACACAGCGCCACUCAGCUCAGCGUCUCCAUCGGCCAUGUGCCCUGCAGUGUACUGCCACAACACUACACUGUCUCAGCCAGGUUGGUUUGUGAGACUGGUGCAUCGUGGGAACAGACGAGCGAUCAUGUGACAGUGAGAGUGGCCGGGAACGCUGUGGGCGUUUCAAAGGACAUCUUCUCCUUUGUGGAGCCCAGACUGCAGGAGUUCACGCCGCGGCAGGGUCCCCUCGCUGGAGGAACCAGACUCACCAUCCACGGCCAGUUCCUGGACGCUGGAUCCACAGUCAACGUCGAGAUCAACCAGACUCAGAACUGCACCAUCUUCAUGCUUUCCAGGGACGUCAUCAAGUGUGUGAUGCCUCCAGCCAAACCGGCCGUCGCUGAGAAUGUGUCGGUGUGUGUGGUGUAUGACGACCGGCCGUGCCUCAGCGCUUCACCCAGCUUCACAUUCACCUAUGAGAAAAACCCUACUAUCAGUCACAUCAGACCCAACAAAAGCUUCCUCAGCGGUGGUCGCAGUAUCUCGGUCACUGGAUAUGGCUUCAAUCUGGUGCAAUCUGUCAGGAUGGAGGUGUCUGGAGUCGGACAGACGAGCUGCUCCUAUGUGUCGUCUACUCUGAUCAUUUGUCAGUCUCCUGCCGCCAAUCAAUCCCAGCAGGCCAUGGCUCGCUUCUACCUCAAUGAGGUGCUGUACAGAGGAGAGGAUGCAUCUCCAUCAGGACGAGGGCCGGACGAGGACGAGGAGCCUCACGCUGAUGCCUUUCACUUUGACUACGUGGAGGAUCCGCAGUUCUAUACGGCCAACAAAGAGAAACUCAUCAAACAUCAUCCCGGAGAGCCUCUCAUCCUCAUCAUCAAUAAAGGGCCAAGCGAGCUGGACCUGACGCUGCAGGAAUACUCUGUGACGAUUGGCUCAGAUCUCUGUGACAUCACCUUCCACAACGAGCAGCUGUUCCACUGCACCAUCAACAGAUCCCUGAGUGCCAGCACUGGAGAACUGCCCGUUACCGUGCGUGUGGGUCAUUUCCAGAAGGUGAUAGCGAUGGUGCAGAUGGGUGGAGGCAGUGAGCUGGCCAUCAUCGUCUCCAUCGUGGUGUGCUGUGUGCUGCUGCUGCUGUGCACUGUGGCGCUGGUGGUUUACUGCACUAAGAGCCGCAGGGCAGAGAGGUAUUGGCAGAAGACUCUGUUACAGAUGGAGGAGAUGGAGUCCCAGAUCCGUGAUGAGAUACGCAAAGGUUUUGCGGAGCUGCAGACUGAUAUGACGGAUCUGACUAAAGAGCUGAGCCGCACACAGGGAAUCCCCUUCCUGGAGUACAAGCAGUUCGUCACACGCACCUUCUUCCCCAAGAUGUGCUCUGACUAUGAGAGGCGUCUGGUUCAGCCCAUGUAUGAGAACGAUCCUCUCGGCCCGCGAGCUCUGUCUGAGACGCAUCCUCUGCUCCAGGACUGGCAGUCGUCUAACAGCGUGCGGCCCAACCUAGAGGAGGGAAUCACCCUGUUUUCCACUCUUCUCAACAACAAACACUUCCUGGUCACCUUUGUUCACGCUCUCGAGCAGCAGAAAGACUUUGCCGUAAGAGACAGGUGCAGUCUUGCCUCUCUGCUCACGAUUGCCCUCCAUGGUAAACUGGAGUACUACACCAGCAUCAUGAAGGAGUUGCUAGUGGAUUUGAUCGACGCUUCAGCCUCCAAAAACCCCAAACUGAUGCUCCGGCGGACUGAGUCAGUGGUGGAGAAGAUGCUCACCAACUGGAUGUCCAUCUGCAUGUACAGCUACCUUAAGGAGACGGUCGGCGAGCCGUUCUUCCUGCUGCUGUGCGCCAUCAAGCAGCAGAUCAACAAGGGCUCGAUCGACGCCAUCACGGGGAAGGCGCGCUACACGCUCAACGAGGAGUGGCUUCUUCGAGAAAACAUCGAAGCCAAACCGCAGAACAUCAACGUCUCCUUCCAAGGCUUCGGUAUGGACUCAGUGAGUGUACGUGUGAUGAACACGGACACCAUCUGUCAAGUGAAGGACAAAAUACUAGAGGCCUUUUACAAGAACCUGCCCUUUUCUCAGUGGCCUCGAGAAGAGGAUGUUGAUCUGGAGUGGUUCCCAGAGGGCCGCAGCAGCAGAAUCCUGCAGGAUCUUGACAACACAUCUGUCAUGGAGGACGGCAGAAAAAAACUCAACACCGUCUUCCACUAUCAGAUCCCAGAUGGAGCAUCACUGGCCAUGAGCAUGAAGGACAAGAGAGAGAACACACUGGGCCGAGUGAAAGAUCUGGACACAGAGAAAUAUGUUCAUCUGGUGCUGCCACACGACGAGCUGACAGAGAGCAGGAAGUCCCACAGACACAAUCACAGGAAGAAGGUGUUACCUGAGAUCUACCUGACGCGCCUGCUCUCCACUAAGGGAACCCUGCAGAAGUUCCUGGACGAUCUGUUUCAAGCCAUCCUCAGCAUUCCUCCAGAGAAACCACCGCUAGCUAUCAAAUACUUCUUUGACUUUCUAGAAGAACAGGCGGACAAGCGCGGCAUAACCGACCCCGACACGUUACACAUCUGGAAGACCAACAGUUUGCCUCUGCGCUUCUGGGUCAAUAUCCUGAAGAACCCUCAGUUUGUGUUUGAUAUCGAUAAGACGGAUCACAUGGACGCGUGUCUGUCUGUCAUCGCUCAGGCUUUCAUUGACGCCUGCUCACUCUCUGACCUGCAGCUGGGCAAAGAUUCUCCCACCAAUAAGCUGCUGUAUGCCAAAGAGAUCCCGGAGUAUAAGAAGAGAGUGCAGUGUUACUACAAGCAGAUUCAAGAGAUGGCGCCGCUGAGCGAGCAGGAAAUGAACGCUCACCUGGCCGAGGAGUCGCGGAGAUACAGGAAUGAGUUCAACACUAACCUGGCCGUAAUGGAAGUCUACAAGUAUGCCAAGAGAUAUCGCAAUCAGGUGGUGAGCGCGCUGGACUCGAGCCCGACGGCUAGACGCACUCAGCUGCAGCACAAGUUUGAGCAGGUCAUUGCACUGGUGGAAGACAACAUCUAUGAGUGCAGCAGUGAGGCCUGAACGCCGCCUCAAAGGACAGAAGCCCUGACGCCCAUAUCUGAUCAAAACUGUCCCACAUUCACUGAAUCAAUGAGGAUAAUCAAGUGAAGUAGUGAGGGGGAAACGUCCAUAAUGUUUCACUGCUUGUUCUUGCUAUGAUGAGUUUGUUGGUUUUCAAUCACUAUAGUAUUCCACUAUUGACUUUGACUAGGAGUUUGUUUAAUUAAUUGUGGACUCCAGGGUCCUGAGGCCUGCAGUCAUGUGACGCACUGACCCCACGCUUGGGGAGAGCCACUUAUGCACUGGAUUAUACAAGACCUUCUCCAUAGCAAUAUUUAUAGCUGUAUGAUGAUUUCAUAGUGUUAUUUGAAUAACGUUUCUCUGAUGGGAUAUUUGUGCCUGCACUGUUCAACAGCAGUCCAUUUUAAUUCCACGAUGCCUUGGACUACAAGUUACUAUAUGAUUAACAUAUAAUAGGCUUGAAUGAGACUGUUGCAUUUGUAUUAAUUAUUAUUAGUUGAAGGGUUUGGGUCUUUCUUUGGGUCCAAACCAAAGUGUGUGCAUCAUUUUUGUAGAUAUUCUGCUGGAAAUGUUAAAAUUUUUUGGAGAAAGAGGGAAAUUUUAUCAAU
This is a messenger RNA of Sinocyclocheilus grahami, 6562 nucleotides long. RefSeq names its product plexin-D1. The transcript is spliced from 38 exons. Gene Ontology annotation, molecular function: semaphorin receptor activity; protein binding. Gene Ontology annotation, cellular component: plasma membrane; semaphorin receptor complex. The record is from RefSeq and is a predicted model, not a curated record. The coding region runs from base 261 to 5954 and encodes 1897 amino acids. Gene Ontology annotation, biological process: semaphorin-plexin signaling pathway; regulation of GTPase activity; regulation of cell shape. NCBI's taxonomy places the organism in Eukaryota, Metazoa, Chordata, Actinopteri, Cypriniformes, Cyprinidae.